Messenger RNA from Podarcis raffonei (Aeolian wall lizard), 1485 nucleotides. It is a transcript of the gene TRUB1, whose product is annotated as TruB pseudouridine synthase family member 1. The transcript has 8 exons. Gene Ontology annotation, molecular function: RNA binding; pseudouridine synthase activity. Gene Ontology annotation, biological process: mRNA pseudouridine synthesis; tRNA modification. Gene Ontology annotation, cellular component: mitochondrion. Lineage: Eukaryota; Metazoa; Chordata; Lepidosauria; Squamata; Lacertidae. The record is from RefSeq and is a predicted model, not a curated record. The coding region runs from base 646 to 1356 and encodes 236 amino acids.
ACCUCUUCUACCUUAUUACCUCAUUUAAAAGAUUUCAUUGGAACCUGUAUUUGCAUGCUCAGAUAUAUUUCUUUUGUGAAGCAUAACAGAAAUGUGUUCUAAUGAUACUAUCCUCAAACCAUUGGACUUGGAUGGGCUUCUGAAGCAUCAGAGUGCUUGCUGCAGUCAUAUUCUGUAGAGGCUGAAGUUUUUAAAAAUGCUCAAGACUGCAUGCCCUGGUUCUUUCCAUGCCUCUUUGUGAGUUUGAUAUAGCUUUGUCGUAUGUUCAGGGCACUGUAAGCCGAGUUGAAAUGUUGUGGUUUCAGAACUCUAAACAGUACUUGUCAUCUAUCACAGAUUUCAGCUGCUCUGUAAUAAUUACCAUGGAAUCUUGCCAGAAGCCAGAUAUAAUGAAGCUGUUGCCAAGAUUGGUUAGCUGUGCUAGCAGUAGCCAGAACUCAUAUUAGUGUUGUUGGUCAUGUUUGCACUAGAGCACAGUGCUUACCAAGUGAGAUGUAGUCCACCUCUCCCCGUUCAGACCUUUGAAGGCUCCCUUUCAACAGGAAAAGGAUAUUGCAGCAGCUUCAAGGAACAGCUGGAGUAUGUGUGCAGGUAGAAAGGGCCCAAGCUGAAUGGGUUAUACCACUUCAAAUUGCAGAAACCGGUAUGCCAAAGCCUAGUAGAAGGAAGAGGAAUAAAAUGUUAAAGAUUGGACAUGGUGGGAUUCUGGAUAGCAGUGCUGCAGGAGUGCUAGUGGUUGGCAUUGGAAAAGGAACUAAAAUGCUGAGCAGCUUGCUGGCAGGUUCUAAGAAAUACACAGCUGUUGGGGAAUUGGGAAAGGCAACUGACACAUUUGAUUCUACAGGCAAAGUAACAGAAGAAAAACCUUACGACUGGAUAACAAAAGAGGAUCUUGAGAAUGUCCUGCAGAAGUUCACAGGCAGCAUCAUGCAAGUUCCCCCGAUCUAUUGUGCCCUGAAGAGAGAUGGACAGAGGUUGUCCACUCUGGUUAAGAAAGGAGAAGUUGUUGAAGCAAAGCCUGCCAGACAAGUUAUGGUCUACAGUCUCACUCUUAGGAGUUUCAAGCCGCCAUUCUUCACGCUUGAUGUUGAAUGUGGCGGCGGCUUUUAUGUCAGAAGCUUGGUCAACGAUAUUGGCAAAGAGCUGUCCUCCUGUGCCACUGUGCUGGAACUGACCCGAACCAAACAGGGACCGUUUACCCUAGAAGAGCAUGUUCUUUAUGAAGACAAAUGGACCAUUGAUGAAAUUGCCCGGUCUCUGGAGUGUUGCAUGCCUCUCCUCCAGGAAGAACCGCCUCGUAAAAAAUUAAAGAUGGAGCUGUCUGAAGAAUGCGCCAUGAACUCUGAAGAUAAGUGAUAAGUCAGGUCAAGGAAAAAGACUGAAUGACUGAGAUGUUUUAAGAUUGCUCUGGGAUUGUCUUGUCUUCCCCUGUAAAUUUACAAUCCAGUGCGUGGAGGAUGACAAAUUACAAUGCAAUGAAAAUGA